AUGUCCCUGGGGCAGACCCCUGGCAUCUCCCGGCACAGCCACAGCGCACCCCUCCUCAACUCUGCCUCAAGGGGUGCUGGUGCAUUCCGGGAUCACCUUGGGCGAUGGGUAAUAGGGUGCCCGUGUCUUGCAGGUCACACUGGCCGCCUCCUCAAGGCUCUGCUGGGGACCAGCAUCCUCUUCCUCCUUGCCCACUUCGUUUUCCAAAUAUGCCUGUACACGCUGCCCGUCCUGGACCAGCUGCUGGGGCCCAGCUGCAGCACCUGGGAGGUCCUUGCCCGGCACAUCGGUGUCACCAGGCUGGACUUGAGCGACCUCCCCAACUCGGUGCGCCUCGUGGCACCCGACGUCGGCAUCCUGCUGGUCUCGCCCCUCUGCCUGUGCCUGUGCCGCCGCCUCGCCCCCAAGGCCGGCGCUGCCGCCCGCAGCCGGAGACCAGAAUCCCUGGAGCGGGGGAGAGCCAAACCCGGUGGCGGGGAAGAGGAGGACGUGGAGCGGCACGGUGGCACGGCUGACGGGGAGACGCCGCUCAGCACCAGGCUGCGGGUGACGGCUCACUGGCUGCUCUGGGUGUUCGGCUUCAAGGACAUCAUCCUGUACCGCAACUGCUCCCGGCCCAACGCCCUGGUGCUCAACACCCACCACCCCUGGCCCGUCUAUGCCAACCCCGGCAUCCUGCUCCUGCUCUACUACACCAUGGCCACCCUGGUGAAGCUGCGCCGGCUGGAUGCCAGGCCCCCUCCCUGCCCUGCAGAGCCCAGCCGGCAGCGGGACGUGCUGAAGGUGCUGGGGGACCUGGUGCGGGAUUUCUACGCCAAAUACUGGAUCUGUGUCUGCGCCGGCAUGUUCAUCGUGGUGAGCUUCGCCGGGCGCCUCGUCGUCUACAAGAUCGUCUACAUGUUCCUCUUCCUCCUCUGCCUCACCCUCUUCCAGGUGUACUACAGCCUGUGGCGCAAGGUGCUGAAGGGCUUCUGGUGGCUGGUGGUGGCGUACACCAUGCUGGUGCUCAUCGCCGUCUACACCUUCCAGUUCGAGGACUUCCCCAUGUACUGGAGGAACCUGACGGGCCUCACCGAUGAGCAGCUGGGUGACCUGGGCCUGGAGCAGUUCAGCGUCUCCGAGCUCUUCUCCAGCACCCUCAUCCCAGGCUUCUUCCUCCUGGCCUGCAUCCUCCAGCUCCAUUACUUCCACCGUCGGUUCAUGCACAUCACCGACCUGGAGCACAUCCCUGCUGCCACCCCGCCACCCCGCCACAUCCCCAGACCCGAGGAGCUGCACGGGAGCCGGCUGCUGCGGGAUGCUGCCGCUGCUGAGAGCGCCGGGAUGGGCGACUCCGACACCAUGACACAGGCACCCACCAAAUGGGGGCUGGUGCUGGAGCGCCUGAUGGUGCUGGGCUGGACCUUCUCGGAGAUGCUGACCCGCGGACAGGUCUUUGUGGGACGCCUGCUGGAGCUCCAUGUCCUCAAGCUGGUGGCUCUCUACACCGUCUGGGUGGCCCUGCAGGAGGUAUCGCUGAUGAACUUCUUGCUGGUGCUGCUGUGGGCCUUCGCCAUGCCCUACUGUCGCUUCCGCCACCUGCUGGAAAAGGUGAUACCCCCAUGCCUGGGACAGGAGUACCCUGAGGCUGUGCUGGGAUCCCUGGGGGAGAUGUGGUGGUCCAGGACAGCCCUGGUGAUGAUGCAGGACCCCCCGUGGGUGCUGGGAGGGGAUGGGGACCCUGCUCUGAGCGCCCCAUCCCGCAGGUCAUACCUGGACAUGGCGAAGGUGGUGGUCUUCCGCUCCCUCUUCUGGUUUGUCCUCGUGGUGGUCUUCAUCACCGGGGCCACCCGCAUCAGCCUCUUCGGCCUCGGCUACCUGCUGGCCUGCUUCUACCUCCUCCUCUUCGGCACUGCCAUGCUGCGCAAGCCGGCGCGGGCACGCCUCGUGCUCUGGGACUGCCUCAUCCUCUACAACGUCACCGUCAUCAUCUCCAAAAACAUGCUGUCGCUCCUCUCCUGCGUCUUCGUGCAGCAGAUGCAGAGCAACUUCUGCUGGGUGAUCCAGCUCUUCAGCCUGGUCUGCACCGUCAAGGGCUACUACGACCCCAAGGAGAUGGGCAAGGACCAGGACUGCUUGCUGCCCGUGGAGGAGGCGGGCAUCAUCUGGGACAGCAUCUGCUUCUUCUUCCUCCUGCUCCAGCGCCGCAUCUUCCUCAGCUACUACUUCUUGCACGUCAUGCUGGACCUCCAGGCCUCUGCCUUGCAGGCCUCCAGGUGGGGCUGGGGUCCCGGGGGGCCCCCGCGGCGGCAGCGGGAGCAGCCGGAGCCACCCGGUACCGAGGCCGCUGCAGGGGACAGCGGAGGGAGGGAGGAGGAGUUGGAGGCGCCCGAAGAGGCUGAAGGCCAGGAGGAAGAGGAAGAGGAGGGCUCCGAGCGGAGCAACGUGGUGCAGCGGGUGCUGAACACCCUGCGGUUCCUAUGGGUGCUGUGCCGGGCCAUGGUGGACGGGCUGACGCAGUGGCUGGAUGCCUGCACCCGGGAGCACGCCGACAUGUCCAACGUGCUGCGCCUCGAGAGAUACGUCCUGACGCGCCGGCUGUCCACGGGAGAGGACAUGCACCGCGGGGUCCUGGAUGAGCUCUACCUGACACCACCCGAAGAGCGGCUGUACUUCCCCGAGCUGGAAGAGUCGGAGCAGUUUUACCAGUCCCACAACCGGUUCCUGAAGCUGCUGCUGGCCGGGUACCGCUGCGUGGCUGCCCACUCCGAGCUGCUCUGCUACUUCAUCAUCAUCCUCAACAACAUGGUGACGGCCUCCGUCAUCUCCCUCUUCCUGCCCAUCCUCAUCUUCCUCUGGGCCAUGCUCUCCAUCCCCCGGCCCAGCAAGCGCUUCUGGAUGACCGCCAUCAUCUUCACCGAGGUGAUGGUGGUGGUGAAAUACCUCUUCCAGUUUGGGUUCUUCCCCUGGAAUGGCUACGCCAUGCUGGUGCGCAACGAGGGCAAGCCCUUCUUCCCACCCCGCAUCCUGGGCUUGGAGAAAACUGACCGCUACAUCAAGUACGACCUCAUCCAGCUCCUGGCGCUCUUCUUCCAUCGCUCCCUGCUGCUGGCCUACGGGCUGUGGGACCACGAGGAGGACACCUUCCCCAAGAAGAAGGCAGAGGCAGAGCAGGUGGAGGAUGAGGAAGAGGAGGAGAGGCGGGAAGAAGCAGUGUCCCCGCCAAGGGCGGUGGGUGAGGAAGGGACGGAGGCGCUGGCAGAGGCAGGAGCACCGGGCGCAGCUGCGGGGCCGGAGCUGGAGGGCGAUGCCGUGGGGCAGGAAGAGGGGGCUGGGACCAUGCAGCUCCGCUUCAGGAGGAAGAGGCAUUGGGGGAAGAAGCAACCGGAGGCAGCUCCGGAGGAAGGGGAUGCAGAGGAGGAGGAGGAAGAGGAGGUGGAGGAAGAGGCAAAACAGAGCCAUGCUCAGAAGAAGCUGAAGGCGUUUGGGCUGCGGGUCAAGCUCUUCUUCCUCACCAUGGCGCAGAACAUGUACCAGCCGGUGCGCAGGUUCUUCCAGGACAUCCUGCACACCCAGCACCGGGCGGCUACCGACGUCUACGCCUUCAUGUUCCUGGCCGACGUGGUCGACUUCAUCAUCAUCAUCUUCGGUUUCUGGGCCUUUGGGAAACACUCGGCGGCCGCUGACAUCACCUCCUCGCUGUCGGAUGACCAAGUGCCGGAGGCCUUCCUGGUCAUGCUGCUCAUCCAGUUCACCACCAUGGUCAUCGACCGCGCGCUCUACCUCCGCAAGACUGUGCUGGGCAAGCUAAUCUUCCAGGUCAUCCUGGUCUUCAGCAUCCACCUCUGGAUGUUCUUCAUCCUGCCGGCUGUCACCGAAAGGUUGUUCAGCCUCAACACAGUGGCCCAGCUGUGGUACUUCGUGAAGUGCAUCUACUUCUCGCUGUCAGCCUACCACCCCACCCGCAUCCUGGGCAACUUCCUCACCAAGAAAUACAACCACCUCAACCUCUUCCUCUUCCAGGGGUUUCGCCUCGUGCCCUUCUUGGUGGAGCUGCGGGCCGUCAUGGACUGGGUCUGGACAGACACCACGCUGUCCCUCUCCAACUGGAUGUGCGUGGAGGACAUCUACGCCAACAUCUUCAUCAUCAAGUGCAGCCGCGAGACAGAGAAGAAAUACCCUCAGCCCAAGGGGCAGAAGAAGAAGAAGAUCGUGAAGUACGGCAUGGGGGGCCUCAUCAUCCUCUUCCUCGUGGCCAUCAUCUGGUUCCCGCUGCUCUUCAUGUCGCUGGUGCGCUCCGUGGUGGGCGUUGUGAACCACCCCAUCGACGUCACCGUCACCCUCAAGCUGGGGGGGUACGAGGAGGCCCCCCCCCGUGACGGCAACAUCCUCCCCAUGGUCAUCUUCAAUGAUAAAGUCAGCCCCCCCAGCCUGGGCUUCUUGGCUGGCUAUGGGAUCAUGGGGCUGUACGUCUCCAUCGUGCUGGUGAUCGGGAAGUUCGUGCGGGGUUUCUUCAGCGAGAUCUCGCACUCCAUCAUGUUUGAGGAGCUGCCCUGCGUGGACCGCAUCCUGAAGCUGUGCCAGGACAUCUUCCUGGUGCGGGAGACGGGCGAGCUGGAGCUGGAGGAAGAGCUCUACGCCAAGCUCAUCUUCCUCUACCGCUCCCCUGAGACCAUGAUCAAGUGGACGCGGGAGAAGGAAUAAAGGGAAGGAGCUCCAGGCUCCCCCCCUGCUCCUCGGGAUAUCACCGCCAAUGCCUUAACCAGCCCCCCCCCCGCCCAAAGCUGGGGCCACAUCCUGCCGGGGGAGGCAGUGGGAUGCAGGGUGCUCGGCGCCCGCUUUUAGGGAGGACGUUUUUCUUACGUUGCUUUGAAGCCGGCCGGCCU
Egretta garzetta (little egret) is the source of this 4865-nucleotide messenger RNA. It is a transcript of the gene PIEZO1, whose product is annotated as piezo type mechanosensitive ion channel component 1. Gene Ontology annotation, biological process: detection of mechanical stimulus; regulation of membrane potential; cellular response to mechanical stimulus. The record is from RefSeq and is a predicted model, not a curated record. Gene Ontology annotation, cellular component: plasma membrane; endoplasmic reticulum. Lineage: Eukaryota; Metazoa; Chordata; Aves; Pelecaniformes; Ardeidae. Gene Ontology annotation, molecular function: monoatomic cation channel activity; mechanosensitive monoatomic ion channel activity.